GCCCCAUAACCUGUCUCUCUCCUUCCUCCCUCCUGUAGCCACCCGCGUCCGUUCCCUCAGGUUGCGCUUCCUGACCCGUGCCCUUGUCUAUCCGUCCGCGUUCGUUCUGUCAUCGGUGCUCCUCCCCCUCCUGGUUGGCGCUCCUCCUCUCGCUCCUGGUUGGCGCUCCUCCUCUCGCUCCUGGUUGGCGUUCCUCCUCCCGCCUUUUCUGCUCGCUUUCCUGCUCCCUGCCAAGGUUCCCGCCUCUCCGUUUCGAACUUGCAAUGCUUCUGACCUCGGCGCUUCUGCCUUGCCUCCUUUCCGCCUUGCGUCCUUGCCUCCUCGACAUUCCUUUUGGUUGGCGUCCGCCCCCCUCCCCUCUCCCCCCCGGGGGCCCCUGGCCCCAUAACCUGUGUGUCUCCUCCGUCCUCCCGCCGUUAGCCUCACUGCGUCGGUUCCCUCAGACUGGGUCCGUCACCUUCCGCGCUGCUGUCUCCCGCCUCAUCUGCUCGCGAGCGUCUCAAGGUUCCUGCGUCUGACACUCUGCCGUCCACUAAGCUUCAGUCGUCUCUGCUCUCGCGUCUGUUCCCAGUCAGAAGGUCCUCCGUCUUCCAUCCAAUCCUGCAGUGCUUCAGACCUCGGUGCUCUUGCCUUGCGUUCCAUGCCUCUUGGUUGGCGUUCCCCCUCUCCUCCCCCCCCGGGGCCCCCUGGCCCCAUAACCUGUGUCUCCUCCGUCCUCCCCCCUGAAACCACAAUCCGUUGAUUCCCCAGGGCGCUCUGUCAGCCUAUCCGUUCAUGUAUCCAGUCUCGUGUCUCUGCUCUCUCCCGCCUCAUCUGCCCGCGCGCCUGCCUUUCCUCCAAGGUUCCUCCGUCUCUGUUGAUCUCCAAUGGUUCAGACUGGUUCAGAGUGGUUCAGACUGGUGCUUCUGCCUUCGUUGAUUCCGUCUUCUCGUUGGCGCUGGUUACCUAGCUGGUUGGCGUUUCCCCUCGUCUCUCCCUCCCUUCCCCCCGGGGCCCCCCUGGCCCCAUAACCUUUGUCUCCUCUCGUCUUCCCUCCCCUGCCGUAGCCACACCCUUCCCUCGUACAGGGUGCGCGCCGCGCCGGUUUUCUCAUCCCUCUUCCAUCCUGCCGCGUCUGUGUCUGCGUUCUCUUCUACCGCUGCUCGCGCUACUGCUCCUGCUGAAGUUCUGCAUGUCUCUACUCACGUUCGCUGCACCUUCUUACGUCUACUCUUCCGUCCACGCGUCUACACUUUCGUCUACACGUGAUUCCUUCCGUCUACUCUUCCGUCUACUGCUGUCUAUUACCGUCGCUGCACAUGACUACUCCCGUCUACAUGCGUCUACAUCCGUCUAUCUUUUUUCACUUAGCCUCCGUCGGUGUGCUGUGAGAUUUCAGUCCGGUUGCGCACUUGGAUUGGUUAUGGUGCAGAUGAGGAAGAUGGUGCAGAUUGUGUGGGCGUGUGACAGGACGGUAGUUUAGGAAAGUGGUUGGCGUUGUAUGUGGCGUUGUAUGUUGCUCCGUUCUCUUGCCUGUGCAGGACUCGGAGCGGGGACGUCUGAUACGCGAGUGCUUGGCUGAUUUUUGGGGGCAACUAUGCGAGUGGCGAGGCGGGAGAGCCUUCUCCGGCGUGCAGAGCGAGCGGGGUGUAAUGGUUGAGGUGUUGCUGUGUCUGCCGUCAGCGCGUCUGCCGGUACAACCGCGGGCAGCUGAAUCCAGACACACAUGCGGGUCGGCGGGUGGCGAACCGGUUGCGGGACUUAUUUGAACGAGUAACAGAGGCGCGAGGGAAGUCUGUUUCCCGAUGUUAACGCGUGAAGUGGCGGCUGUGUCGGCGUAAAACGCAGGGUGCGAGGACGAGGAACGGGUGGGGCGGAGGCGAACGGGAGCGGUAUUGAGUGGCGCGUGUCCGCUGUCUGCACGUCUGCUGGGACAACCACAGGCGGCAGCGGGAGACACCCGCCAACCCCCCCUUUUUUGCAGGAAAGGAAGACAACCAGAGGCGCUGUAGGGAUGAAACAACAGCUCGAGGAAUAAACGCGCGUGGGGCGAGGAGGGGCGGAAGCGAGAGGCGCGUGUCUGCUGUCUGCACGCCUGCUGGGACAACCAGAGGCGCUGAUGGGAAGACACGUGGAGGCGAGUGCGGGACGAGAGACGAACGCGCGAGGUGUGAACGCGCGUGGACGGGAUCGAGCGGCGCAUGUCUGCUGUCUGCAAGUCUGCUGGGACAACCACAGGCUGCAACGGGAGACACCCGCCCACCCCCCCUUUUGUUUGCAGGUUUAGAAACGAGAGCGAGAAGGAAUACUAAGGGCGCUGAUGGGAAGACGCGUGCGGAGGUGUAUGCGAGGGCAGGACGAGAUAUAAACGCGAGGGGUGAACGCGGGAGCAGGGCGAGAGGCGGGUGAGCGCUGCGUGUGUCUGCCGUCUGCACGUCUGCUGGGACAACCAGAGGCGCUGAUGGGAAGACGUAUCGGCACGAAGAGUGAACGGCGUGGGGGACGAGGAGUGGCGCGUGUCUGCUAUCUGCAUGUCUGCUGGGACUACCGCAGGCGCAGAUGGGAAGACUCGUGUGGAGGUGUACGGCAGGGCGAGGGAUGCGAGUUAGCGGCGCGUGUGUCUGCUGCCUGCACGUCUGCUGAGACAACCGGAAGACGCAACGUCAAGACACGAAGGGUGAACGGCGUGUGAACCGCGAGGAACGGGAUCGAGGGGCGCGUGUCUUCUGCCUGCACGUCUGCUGGGGCAACCGGAAGACGCAACGGCAAGACACGAAGGGUGAACGGCGUGUGAACCGCGAGGAACGGGAUCGAGGGGCGCGUGUCUGCUGCCUGCACGUCUGCUGAGACAACCGGAAGACGCAACGGCAAGACACCCGCCCACCCCCUUGUUUUUGCAGGUUGAAACUGUCUCUCUGCACGUCUGCGAGGACAGUCGUAGCUGAGUGGCGCGUGUCUGCUGUCUGCACGUCUGUUGGGACAAUCGCGGGCGCUGAUGGGAAAACACGCGAGGAUGGAGCAGCGAGGGCUCAACUUUCGUGGGGCGUGGAGGGACGGGAUCGAGUGGCGCGUGUCUGCUGUCUGCACGUCUGCUGGGACAACCGCGGGCCUGCUGCAGAAAGACACCCCACCACCUCCCCCGUUUGCAGGUUUUGAAGGGUCGAAUCGAGCUCUUAGGGUUUGGUAAUCGGCGUUUGCACGGCUCGGCGUCUGCAUGUCUCCGCGGGACGGGUGGUUCGGUGCGCGGAUGUUGAACGGGCAUGAGAAGGGGAAUCGAGUGGCGUGGCGCGUGUCUGCUGUCUGCACGUCUGCUGGGACAACCACAGGCCUGCUCCAGGAAGACUCCCCACCACCUCCCCUUAUUGCAGGUUCUGAAGGGUCGAAUUCGCAGGGUGUGGGAAUCGGCGUCUGCACGGCGGUCUGCACGGCGGCGUCUGCACGCGUUGGAGUGACGGGUAGCUUGGUGCGCGGAUGGUGAACGGGAGGGGGCAAUAUAGUCGGAAUCGACUGGCGUGGCGCGUGUCUGCUAUCUGCACGUCUGCUGGGACAACCACGGGCUGCUCCAGGAAGACUCCCCACCACCCCCCCUUUUUGCAGGUUCUGAAGGCUCAAGCGGGUGUGUCUGCACGGUCUUUUGCACGUCUGCACGUCUGCGCGUCGUCUCCUGCACGUCUGCACGUCUGCUCGUCGUCUUCUGCACGUCUGCACGUCUGCGCGUCGUCUUCUGCAUGUCGGCAUGGUUGCUGGAACAGCUCAAGGGUGGUGGUUUUUGCGGGCUUGAGAGGACGGGUCUCCGGUGGGAUGAUGGUACCCUCGGUGGGCAUGCGGUGUAUGCGAGGGGUGAGCUCGUGGGGCGAACACGGUUGGGAGUGGGGGAGCGACCUGCGCGUGUGAGCUGUCUGCACGUCUGCUGGGACAUUACCAGAGGCUGGGACACCCGCCAACCCCCCUUUCAUUUGCAGGUUGAAGCGAUAAUGGUGGCGUAGGUGACACCUGUGCACGUACGCGUCGAGGUGCUCGGCGGACGGGCGCUUGGUGAGCGGUUGAGGGGCGAAUGGGCGCGGGAUCGAGCGCGCGAUGGGUGUGUCUGCUGCUCUACACGUCUGCUGGGACAACCACAGGCGCUGGUGGACAAGACACCCGAGGAUGCUUGUUGAAGGGGUGGUGGUUGAGUGGUGGUGGAGUGGUGGUCGAGAACCGGUCUGUUGCGGUUGUGUCUGCACGUCACAGCGGGAUCGAGGGGGCCGUGUGUCUGCUGCGACUGCACGUCUGCUGGGACAACACCACAGGCUGCAAGGGGAAGACACGCGCCAAACCCCCGCUUUUCUUGCAGGUUUAGGAAGAGAGCGUGUGAGUGGGAGACACGGGAUGCGAGUGACAGCCGCAGGUGAUGCGCGGGUAGGCGCACGACGGACGGCGUGGCGGACGGCAUGGGCGGACGGCAUGGGUGGACGGUGUUCUGACGAGCGGGCGACGUUCGGGUGGGAGAUCUACGGGCGUGCACGAAUGUGGGGCGGGCGGUUGAGCGACGCGUGUCUGCUGUCUGCACGUCUGCUGGGACAACACCACAGGCGGCGACGGACGAGACCCGCCAACCUCCCCCUUUCGCAGGUUUCAAGAGAGGCGGACGGCUGUAAGGACGCGGGAGGAGCGUCGUUGCGUUUGCGCACUCAGCACGUCCGGCGGUGCAACCUUGGUAACUGAGAAGCGAUGGGACGUGCGCGGUGAAUGUAUUUAUAACUAUAAGGACGCUGGAGGAGGGUUGUUGUGUCUGCGCACUCAGCUCGUCUGGCGGUGCAACCACGGGCGGUGAAUGUACUCUGCAACUGAAGGACGCCGGAAGAGCGUCGUUGCGUCUGCGUACUCAGCUCGUCUGGCGGUGCAACCACGGGCAGCUGAGGCGCGGUGGGCGGUGAAUAUCUCAAACGGCUUGCGUGAGCGGGCGCAUGGCGAGCGGGGUGGGUGCAGACGAGCGCUGGCGUGACGGGUAUGGGCUCGAGUGUGGUGUAUAUGUGGCUGCUGGUGCACAGGGGAAUCACCGGGCACACGGGGGCGAAGGAUGGUGGAAGGGCGGG
Messenger RNA from Closterium sp. NIES-67, 5054 nucleotides. The record is from the annotation of a GenBank genome assembly. Lineage: Eukaryota; Viridiplantae; Streptophyta; Zygnematophyceae; Desmidiales; Closteriaceae.